UAUAUAUUUAAGAGUUCUUGAAUAUUAGUUUAAGUACUCAGUUUCUUGGUUUUGAGGAGUAUCUAGCAAUACAUCACUUUAUACAGCUUAGAAAUGAUGAAGAACUGAACUUUUUCUCUAUCGAGAUUUUAAGAAAAGUAGUCAUUUUUAGUAUCCUGUUAUUCUGAUUAUAGAAAUCUUGAGCCUUUUCCAUUUAGAGGAAAGACCAAAACUAUUUUCAGUUGCCAUGUAAAGAAAGCUACAAAAGUACAAAUACAUGAUACAAAAAUUGGCAAAACACCUUUUUUUCUUUCUUUGUCUGCAAUGUCAUAACAAAAACAGAUAUUUCAAUAACAAUAAUAUUCCACCUUUCUGGAGGUGGAUUUCAAUGAAGAUUGAUUGAUAUAACACAUGAGUGAGCUAUAAAUUAUGCAGAAUGUUGCAGGCCUCGAAAUAAGUCAAGAAUUAAGAACAAAUUAUUAAAAAGCUAAUACUUGAGCUAUUGCAUAAUUUAAUUUUGAACCAAGGCUCAGGGCAUUGUAAUGCAACUUUGUAAAAUGAAGGAAUUGACAUAAUCCUUUAUUCUUUUAAUUAUAUAAUUUUUCAAAUGUUUAAAAAUCUUUUUACAACGUGACGUAAUAGCAUGCGUUUUUAAUGUUUGUUUUGGCUGUGGGGGGCGUUGCAUCUGGUCCGCAUUUUACAUUAUAUACACGAAGCUGGAAAGAGGAGUCACGCAGAAAACAGGUUAUUUGAAAGGGUUCAUCGAAAAACUGGAAGAUAGAAUGAAUGGCAAAUUUUCGGUUGAAAUACUAUAAUUCAACCGUAAAAUGCUGUUUAAGAAGAGCCUUUAAUUAAAGUUCAUGCAAAAAUUUUCUUGAGAGAUGGUGUUUGAGUCGUUAGUCACUGAUCUCUUGAACAAGCAUUUAGGCCAGUAUGUGCAGAAUUUGGAUCCUUCGCAACUCAAGAUUGGAAUUUGGGAUGGAAAUGUGAAGCUCAACAAUCUUGAACUUAAGGACACUGCCUUGGAUGAUCUCUCACUUCCAAUCAAAGUUGUACGUGGCCAUUUAGGAAGGCUUCUUUUGAGUAUUCCAUGGAAGAACCUAUACAACGAGCCUACUGAAGUCACAGUAGAGAAUCUUUUUUUGCUAGCCAAACCUAACAAAGACGUAAAGUAUGACAGAGUGAAAGAUGAACAAGAACAGCUGGAGAAGAAACAAAAGCAACUUGAGAACAUCGAGGAAGCAAGAAAACGGGAAGAAGAAGCCAGGAAGAAAGAUAAAAAGAAAGAUGAAGAAUCUGACUCAUUUGCCGAAAAGCUUGCCACCCAAGUCGUUAAAAAUUUACAGGUUUCAAUACGAAACAUUCAUAUUCGCUAUGAAGAUACUGUGACAACCCCCGGAUUUCCAUUCAGUAUUGGAGUCACCCUGGAUGGGUUAUCCGCCUUGACAACGGACCAAACUUUUAUGCCAAAAAUCAUAAAAGAGAGUGUGACAAUGAUACACAAGCUUGUGAAAAUGGAUAAUUUGGCCCUUUAUUGGAACACAAAUGAAACCUUUAAAGAGAUGAACAACAGUGAAUGGCUGAAAUUCAUUAGCGAUGGCAUAGCAAGAAGCAGCACUUUGUCAGGCAUGAAUUAUAUUCUGGAACCAAUAAAUGCAAACAUGAAAAUGAAAAUUAAUACGAAACCAGGAGUUGACAUGAAUAUUCCAAGGUUUUUCCUGAAUUUGGUGAUGGAGCAGUUAGGGCUAUGUCUGAGCAAAACACAGUACUAUAGCAUGAUGGAGAUUCUGGAAUCUUUUGAAAUGAUGACUCGUAACGAGCCGUUCAGAAAAUACAGGCCACAUGUAUCACCGAAGGAAUCCAGAAAGGAAUGGUGGAGGUAUGCUAUUACUUCGAUUUUGGAGGAAGACGUGCGGAGGAGAUUUCGAAUGUGGAGUUGGAAGCACAUCAAAGAACAUAGAGAGCUUUGUCGAGCCUAUCAGAAAAAAUACAGAGACAAACUGAAGAACAAAUCGCAAUCAAAAACGUCUGUUAGAGAAUUAGAGGAGAUGGAAAUGAAACUAAAUGUGGUUAGCAUAACAAUAUAUCGCCAAAUGGCUCUAAACGAGAUUUCAAGAAAGAAAAAAAGUCCGGAGAAAAAGAAAGGCUGGUUUGGUGGUUUUUUUUCUGAAAAAUCGCCAGAAAAAGAAAGCACAAACAAGAAAAUUGAAGAAUUAAUACCAGAGAAGCAACGCCAAGAGGAAAUGCACAAGUUGUACAGUGCUAUUGGUUACAGUGAGAACGAGGUUAUCACACCUUUCCCGAAGGAGUAUGUUGCCUUGAAAUUCUACUUCCACUUGAAGAAAAUAUCAGUUAUGUUGAAAGAAGAUUCAGACAGAACCUCUGCGCCCAUUGACGUCAUGAAGUUUACCCUUAAAGAUCUCUUUGCUGAUGUUCAUCAAAGACCCUCUGCGAAGGCUAUAAGAGUAUCAGCCAAAGUUGAUCUUAUGCGGUUGUACGGAACACCGAAGGAUGGUGUUACCCCAGUCAUGGUGAGAUCAGUUCAAAAGGAAUCAGGUUCAAAUCAACAACUCGCUUUAAUCAACGCUACAUUCGAAACCAAUCCACUGAUGAAACCAAAUGUAGAUCAGCUCGUCAAGGCCAUGAUCCAGCCGGUUGAGAUCGUCUAUGAUUCGAACACGGUUGAGCAGAUGUUGAGCUUCUUUAGGCCACCUCAAGAUGUGAUUCUGCAAGAUUUACAAGACAAAGCCUACUCAACUUUCGAGGAACUCAAAAUGAACAGUACAGCUGGACUAUUGUAUGCCAUGGACCAUCACAGCGUCACAGAUGUUGAUAUUUCUAUCCAAGCCUCGUACUUUAUCUUGCCUGAGAAUGGAAAUUACUCAAGCUGCAAGACCUUGCUUUUGGUAGAUUUUGGAAGUCUGAAAUUAGACAGUGACCCUAACCAAGAAAGAAUUAUUAACAUAAAGGAAGUCGAUGAAAAUGAAGUGCAAGAGAAAUGUUAUGAUCGAUACCUGAUAAGUCUGACUGCACUACAGAUUCUUGUCUGCCAAAAAGAAGUUGACUGGAAUAAAGCUCGGUUCGAUCGCAGUUCACCACAGCACAUUCUUUCUCCGGUUUCAUUUAAUGGCAAGCUUGCCAAGGCGUUGGUUCCAGAUGACCCAAGACUUGCACAGAUGAAAAUAUCGGGAGUUCUAUCCGGCCUUGAAGUGAGCUUGACCGACGCAAAAAUCGCAAUGAUUUUCAAGCUUGCAACAAGCAUUCCAAUUCCAAAUCUUGCUUCUGAUGAGCUGAAACCAGCAGAAAAAGUAGAAGAGAAGUUGGCAAAAAAGCCCUCAGCAAUAGGUCAUGUUGCUGCCGUUGAUCUUGCUGCACCGGAUUCGCUUUUCAACUUUGACUCAGAUGAUGAUGAUGACGAAGAGAAUAUGGAAUUCGGGACCCCACCAGACAGCCCGAUCACAAAUAUUCCUGAGAGCAGCAUUGAAAGAACUUGUGACAAAUUCCAGUUUAUAUUUGAAAGAGAAACAUCCGAAGAAAGUUAUUAUUCAACGCCACCAGAGUCACCAAAGGGAAGCGUUGGUCCAACAUUCGAUGCCAGCAUAGCAAACCAAGUCAAGCUGGACGUAGAUUUCACUGUGAAGAAAAUCAAGCUAGAUAUAGGCAUGUCUGAUAUGUUCAGAGACUUUGUUCCUUGUUUAAGCUUUGUUAUUGAUGACAUUGAGAGUCAAGUGAAGAUAUGUCGAUGGGAUUUGGUUGCCCACGCUGCUAUACGGAGACUGCUUUUAAGGGAAAUGACUCAAGGGAUUGAUGGUGGACCAAUCGAACUUCUUAGCACGCCAGAAGACAGUCAUCUGCUCAAAGUUACGUACAGACAGUGCUUUUUCAAUGGAAUGGUAACGCUUGGUCCCAACUGGGUGUUUACUGAUGAGGCACACAGAGCAAUGCUGCACUAUCGAGAUGAAUUUGAGUCGACAGAACAAAUCAUAAACAUCAAUUUUGCAAUGGUUCACGUGAUUCUUCACCAAGAGGCUCUAUUGAAGGCAAUGGAUCUCAUGAACCGAAUUAGUACGAGUUUUGAAUCUAUGGAGGUUAAAGCUCAGGUUGAGGCUAUCACAUCAAAGACAGAAGCUCUUAUUGGCGAGCAAGACGAAGCACCUCUUGAUGGAAGGCGGUCUACGAUCGAUAAAGCAAACCAGUUGCAAGAUGCUAUAGCUUUAAAGAAAAAGAUGGGGGUUACAAAUGAGCUGCUUAUUCGUGUAAAUGCGGAGAUGGAGGGUGUUGAUCUGCAGAUCUGCUCAGCCAAGACAAAUCUUGCAAAAGCGUACUUCAAAGGCCUUUCGUCCAGGGUAGAAAUGCAAUCAAACAAAACACAAAUCCAAGCGAGGAUGAAAGAUCUUCAAGUUCUGGAUUGUUCAGAAGAAACAGUUUAUCACCAAAUAAUCUUCAUGGACAACGAGGAAGUUUUUGAUUUGGAGCUGGUGAUGUUUAAUGAUGCUACGGAAGACGCAAAUAUCAGCAAUAUGGAUGCUGUUGAUUUGUCGCUGCGGCUCAUCAUAGGAAGAAUGAAAGGAGUUUACCUUCAUCGUUUUGUCAUGGAGCUCAUGGUGUUUUUGGACAACUUUCAAAUUUCCCAGCAAGCAGCAGACAAGGCACGCCAAGUUGCUGUUGAAUCUACUGCUGCAGCUGUUGCCAGUAUAAGAGAAUACGGGUCUCGAAACAAGCUGAACAUAACCAUCCAAGCCCCACUCAUCAUCGUUCCGGUGGAUUCCUUAUCAGAGCUUUGUCUUAUGGUAGAUCUUGGCCAGCUCAAAGUCUUCAACAAAUUUUGCCUCGUAAGCACAAAAUCAAGUCCACGCAGGUCAGCGGAACCGACAAUAACGGACAGUAUGGCUAUCAAGUUGACAGAAAUGAAAUUGUCAAAAGCUUUGGUCAAAAAUGGCAAGGAGAUCGUUGCGCAGCGGUUGCUUGUAGACCCUGUAACUUUGAACCUCGGUUUAAUACGCAGCCUUAGUCCUUGGAACCAUGAAGUCCCGGAUAUUGAAGUACAGGGCUUCUUAAAGUCAGUUAAGAUGACUGUAAGCGAAGAGGACUUGAGAGCAAUUAUGGAAGUACUGAAUCACAAUAUGAAAGAAGGAUUUGAUUUGUGGGAACAAGAUCAAAAGAAGAAAGGCAAAUCUGAAACAUUCAAAGAAGAGGAUUCUGAUAAUGAAAGCCUUGAAGGAGUUGAUUCGAUUGAAAAAUCUGCUACACAACCGGACGGUGGAGCACCUCCCACAGAAGUAUGGCUGCAAACAAAGUUUACAUUUGAAAUCGAAAACGUUAUUGCUGAAGUAUACGUUAGGCCAGAAGACAUGUUAGAUGGAGAGGAAUUUAUGGAACGAAAGCCGGUGCAUUGUUUAGGGACUUUUGUGAUAGGCCAUCUUGGUAUAAUUGGCAACAUUCUAUCCGACAGUGCGAUGGCCUUAUCUAUUGUUUUAGACACGUUGACUCUAGAUGACAAACGGCCAAACAGAGACGGAGUCACGAGGAUGAUUGAGUACUACAAAAGCAAAACUUCAACACCAUCUCACAAGGGCGAGAAACUGGUAGAAUCAAAAGGAAUUAUGCUUGAACUUCAAUACGAGAUGAAUGAAAAGCUGGACACGUCAAUCAGUAUAAAUUUACAGAACCUCCUAAUCAUUCUGAAUGUCGAAUACAUCAUGGUUUUGACCAAUGUUUUCUUGAAUGCGAUGCCUCAGCCAGGGGCGGUUGAGGAGGAGACAGACAAGCCUUCGUUACCGCCGACACCUACGCAUUCUGUUGCUUUGGAGGAGCAAAGUGCCAAACCGGCUUUAGUUCCUGGAUCACAGAUUGCUUUGGCACCGGAAAAGGGGAGACUGGAACAUUCUCCGGAAAUGAAAGUCACAAUCAAUGUUAAAGAUCCUCAAAUUGUCAUACUUGCAGAUGCGCAGGACAAAAACACAAAUGCAUUGUUUUUGCAUACCUUGGUAAACUUCACAUACGUGGAAAAAACUGGACAGCAGCAGAUGUAUGGGGCGAUAUCGAACACCAAAGUGACAUCAGCUGCUUUCCAGAAGGAAAAAAGGACAAAGACAUCGUCACAGGUGUUGCAGCUAUCCAGUGUUAGCUUGUACAGCAAUGCUCCGAUUGGUGGCAAGCCACACAUGAACGUCAGCACAACCGUUCUCUUCAUCAAUUUAUCUCCAGCUACAAUCAAAACAGUUAUGGCUUGCCUUACCGUUAUAUCCGAGCAACAGAACAUCAAGGAUUCGGAAAGCAAGCAUCGUGAUUUGUCGAGAUUGUGGGAUAUGGAUGACAUUAGAAGUUCCAAGAAAUGGUACCUCGAGACAACUGAUGCAAACAAGCUCACACCCGGAAGUAUGGUUUGGGCGCGGACAAAAAGCGGAGACUUUCAGCACGGAUUUCUUUCUCAGAAAGAUACUCACUUCAAUGUUUACUUCUAUCCGGAAGGGGAGCUUAAACACACUGUAAAAGACAAUACUUCUGUGAUUCUUGAUAAGAAACCGGACGAAAGUCGAAUAAGAGUCGGUUCUAAUGUGCUCGCAGCUAAUAAAGAUAAGGGGAGGUUUGAGAUUGCUAGGGUAAAGCAGAUCUGGACGGGGAAGAAAAAGGGUGAUGUAGAAACAACUGGAAAGGAGGUCAGUGAGCCUGGAUGGGAGGACGCAGGGGAAUCACCAGAGACGACGAAAUAUCUUGUCAAAUGCUACUUUGAUAACAAAGAAUAUUGGAAGUCGGCGGCUGCAUUGAGGCUUGUACCAAAACCAAACAUCGAAGCUACACCCGGCGUUGGGUCGCUGGUUUUCGCCCGAAUGAAGAAUGGGUGCUACUGCCGAGGAAAGGUGACGUCACUACGCGAAUUCCGCUGUCACGUGUAUGUAUUUGAACUGCAAGAAACGAUUUCAUACGACACAGAUGACGUCACAGCAGUGAUUUUUGCAUUGCAUCCGAGGCAUGCCUAUGUGCAGCGAGGAACUCGGGUUAUUUGCUUCAAGCUCAAAGGAAAACAGUACUUUCCGGGCAGGAUUCAGUUGAUACAAAGAAGCAUGGAGGAGCCAAUAUAUGUCGUAAAGUUUGAUGACGGUGAUUCAUGUGGUGUUCUUAUUGAUCAAAUGGUGUUGCUCCCAAAACAAAAUGUUGACACUACCCCACGGACGUGGUCGUCGGUGUAUCUGAUUAACUUGACAGCUACACCCGGCGUUGGGUCGCUGGUUUUCGCCCGAAUGAAGAAUGGGUGCUACUGCCGAGGAAAGGUGACGUCACUACGCGAAUUCCGCUGUCACGUGUAUGUAUUUGAACUGCAAGAAACGAUUUCAUACGACACAGAUGACGUCACAGCAGUGAUUUUUGCAUUGCAUCCGAGGCAUGCCUAUGUGCAGCGAGGAACUCGGGUUAUUUGCUUCAAGCUCAAAGGAAAACAGUACUUUCCGGGCAGGAUUCAGUUGAUACAAAGAAGCAUGGAGGAGCCAAUAUAUGUCGUAAAGUUUGAUGACGGUGAUUCAUGUGGUGUUCUUAUUGAUCAAAUGGUGUUGCUCCCAAAACAAAAUGUUGACAUUGUACCAAACCAAGGCUGUUAUGUAUAUGCCAAAGUGCCAUCAUCUCAGUCCAGUUACGAGAAAGGUGUUGUAUGCGAGAAAAAUCUAAAGAAAAUAACAGUGAAAAUGCUGAACGGAAAGAAACAAGUUUAUAACCUCCGUAAAUUUGACGCUGUGGUGUGGAACGUAGAGCCGAAGCCGACCGAUCUGCGAAUAGGGUCUUUGGUGAUUUCAUCCGAUGAAGAGCAUGGCAGAGAGCAGGUUAUGAUCCUCGGUCGUAUCAGGGAAAUUAAAACAAAUCUGAGAAAACGCACAACAUAUCUAGUAGACCGGUUUGACGAAACAUCCAUCAUUACAACUCUGUCUAAGAUAAGGGUUGUGCCUGAAGGAGACCAGACUGAUGGAUCGACAGAUGACCUGGUUGAUACAGUACGGAUAGAGCAGCUAAUUCUUGAAACUGAAGGAGUCGUUUUGAAAAUUGAAGGCUAUUUGGGCGGACAGUUGACGCCGCUGUUGAGCAUGGACACAAGAAUGCAAGCGAAUAUAAGAAACUGGUCAUCGAAUAUUUGCCUGAACAUCUCUCUGAACCUCGAAGCAUCGUAUUUCAACGAAAAGGUUGCCGAAUGGGAGCCAUUGAUUGAGCCAAUUCCUGAUGACAGUUCUCAGAGGCCAAUGGAGCUUGAGAUUUCUUACCUUACCCAUGGAGAUGACACAGAAGACGGAAAUGGAUUAGAGGCUGACGUUGAAAAGGACGACGAGGCUGAUGAAAUUGACAUACAAGUUCCCAUGACAACAUUGAAGGUUGAUGCAAAGGACCCGCUGGAACUUACAAUAACAAAAACCAGUUUAGGCCUUUUGCAAAAUUUAGGCCAGGUUUUCAGUAAAGCUGUUUAUGAAGAGGAAGCUUCGACUGAGAUUGGCGCUGAGAAAUCUCCUUUCGUCGUUUACAACAUGCUUGGCAAAGAUGUUCUCAUUCGGACUGAAGAAGUUCUUAUGUGUGUUAAUGGCCAGGAGCAAAUGACAUUGGAACAUAAUCAAUCGGUCUCGUUGACUUUCAAGUCGUCAUUUUCAGACGUGUUUGCAAAAUCAGGGAGAGUUUCCAAGUAUGCCAAGGUUCCUGUUCCAACAAUUACUGUCAAGGUUGAUGGAUACCACGAAAUCAAAGACAUCGCGAUCAAACGUCAUCGCUCUAUUUUGUAUGAUAUUGUCCCAUCAAACCUUCUUGCUGGACCUGGCACAAACUAUUCCAUUGUGGUUGAUAUUGAUGCUUCUGAAGGGCAACGAACUGUCACUCUUCGAUCUCCGUUACAAGUACGCAACCAUUUCCCAAUGCCGAUUGAUAUUUCGUAUGAAAACAAAGACAAAAAGAUCAAACACAUGUCGACUGUCAAGCGAAACGAAAUAUUCUCGGUUCCCCUUAUGGUUGCAUAUCACGCUAAACUCUUUAUGAAACCAGCCGGAUUCGGGUACGAGGAAACAACGGAGGGUAUAUCAUGGGGAAGUUUUGGUGAACGAAAAACAAGAAAGAUUUUCACAUGCCGAGGCGAAUCAAGCCAGCCAUUAUAUAUUCAGAUUGUCUGCGAGGAACAAGUUUACACUUCAUCAACUUCUGGCUUGGAGAGAUUCGCACCAAAGUUUACUUUCCACUGCCAUCCGACUGUCGUGCUUCACAACUACCUUCCAACCAACAUUCUUUACCGAUCAACGGGGAUGUUCAAUUUUGAACCUUUGAAAGGAGGCGAGAAUUGGCCUCUCUUCAGCGCUGACAUUGCUCAGAUGCCGGUCAUUGAGCUACAGGUGUCUGGGUACCUUGGCAAAGAAUGGAGUGGCAGCUUUUCGUUGAAGGAAAAGAAAGAAAACGACGAGAUAAAAAAGAUCAAACUGACGCCAAAAGAAGGAGAUGAUAUAUUGUGGAUUGGAAUUUACGUGAACGACAAAGGAAGUCAACAUCUCACGUUUUACAGUCCUUAUUGGAUUGUGAACAAAACUGGUAGAGCCCUCGAAUACCAGGCGAGUGGAGAGCCGAGGAUUUUCAAGCAUAAUGGAUCGUCACCCGAAACAUUUAUGUUGAUGGUACAAGGAAACAAUAAAAAGAUGAAGCUUUGUGUUUCUGGAUGUGAAUGGUCGAGUGAUUUCUCCGUCGAUACAAUUGGAAGCGAUGGUUCUGUCAAAUCAGUUGGUAAACAUGGCAAAACAUACGAGAUUGGUGUUGGCAUCAGUUUGUCCUACUUCAGUUUGACCAAGAUUGUUACACUGACGCCCCUCCACAUGCUUUCUAAUCACACCGAGCAUUUGAUCAGUUUAGCUGAGGCUGAUGCCAAAGUGGCAGAAUUUCAUGACAUCAAACCUGGCGAGUCGAUUCCAUUUUGGCCCUCGGUUCUGCCUCCGACAAAUCUUUACAUCAAUGUGAAUGGAAGAGAGUCAAUCAAGUUCAACCCAGUUCCUGUAACGACCCUGCUACUGAAAAUAAACAAUGAGAUUGGGGGAGUCUGUGUGAGUUUCCAAGAAAAGGACUCUGCUUCGAUUCUUUCAUUCAGCCCCUAUUUUGAGGGGGCUGCUCCUGUUCGCAUAGAGAAUUACUGUCCAAAUAUAAGCAUGGUCAGUUACAAACAGAGUGAAGCUGAGAAGACAUGGGUUUUGUGCUACGGACAAUCCGUGUUGUAUACUUGGGAUGACCCAAUGAAGGGCCACGAACUGACUUGCAGUUUCAUUGAGCCCAAGAGCACGACAGAAACUAUAUCAUUAGAUAAGAAUGGCUUCGGCAGAAUGUCAGCUGAUGAUAAACCAGUCUAUUGGGUCAGUUUCCUGGAUGGACUACAAAGGGUGUUACUGUUCACAGAGGACUUCAAGUUGGCCUACAAGGCCAGCCAAGAGCAGACGCUGCGCCCAACGCAAGAUAUUUCAGUAAGCCUGUGCAGCAUCGGUCUAUCGUUGGUGGAUGUAGACAAAAAGCUUGAUAUUGCAUACGUUGGUAUCAGAAAGAGCGACGUGCAUUGGGAAGAGCAGAGACAGAAAAGAUGGAAGUCAAUGAGCAGAAGAUUGAUCCACGCCCUGGAAGAGGGAUAUCAGAAAGUGCGGAAUCAGAAAUCCAUGUCACCGGAUGCCAGUGGCAAAAUAACGAUCAGUGACCUUGAAGUUGACUUUGACAAAAUGAUGAUAACAAAACCAACAAAGAUAAGAAUUCGGCGGACAUACCACAGUGGUCUCUCUUUGCAGUACAUUGUGUCUCCUAAUCUCAUGCAAAUCCAUGCAAAAAUCAACUCACUGCAGAUCGACAGCCAUAUCCCAGGAUCAACAUUUCCAACCGUACUACACCCAGUAGAGCCUCCAAAAUCAAUUGCAGCAGAAAAUGCUCCAAAACCAUUCUUUGAACUUAGUUUGACAACAAAAGUUAGUAAGAACCAAUAUGUGAAUGAAAUCAGCUACUUCAAAGUCCUUGUGCAAGAAAUGGAUGUCCGUGUUGACAAAGGAUUUUUAAUGGCCUUAAUAGAUCUGUUUACAAGCGCAGAAACAAGGGGGACUGAGAUUGAGCAGUACAAAUGGGAUAUGGAAACUGCUGUCAGGGACCUGGCCGACAGUCCAGAAUUCCAAGCAGCCCAACAGGACACAAGAUAUUUCUUUGACUAUUUGCAUCUUUCCCCACUUAAGAUUCACGUGAGCUUCUCAAUGACGGGGGGACAUGCUCUUCAAGAGGCCAACCAAAGCCAUGGUGCACCAAUAAUCAAUCUGCUGUUUCAAAGUGUCGGUGUCGCAUUUACCGAAGUGCAGGAUGUUGAAUUCCGACUGGCGUGUUUUGAAGUUGAUUCUUCGUUGCUGAGUCAGCAGCAAUUGAUGGAUGCUGUGUUGAAACAUUACCAACAUCAGGCCAUCAAACAGCUCUAUGUGCUCGUGUUUGGCUUAGACGUGCUUGGAAAUCCAUUUGGCCUUAUAUCUGGCAUCACAACUGGAGCCAAAAACUUCUUCUACGAACCCUACCAGGGCUUGAUUCAAGGACCAGAAGAAUUCGCCCAAGGCUUGGCACUUGGAGUGAAGAGUCUUGUUGGUGGAACUGUCGGUGGCGCUGCCGGAGCUGUUUCUAGGAUAACUGGGACAGUGGGGAAAGGAUUGGCUGCACUGACCCUCGAUGACGAGUAUCAACAAAAGCGAAGACAACAGAUGAGCCAGAAACCUACAAACCUUGGACAAGGUUUAGCUAAAGGAGGAAAAAGUUUCGUUAAGGGACUAUUUUCUGGUGUUACUGGAAUUGUCACAAAGCCUGUUGAAGGUGCGAAGGCGGAAGGUGCAGCUGGGUUUUUCAAAGGUGUUGGAAAAGGUUUGAUUGGGGUCGUUGCAAGGCCCACAGGGGGGCUGGUAGAUAUGGCGAGCAGUACCUUCGAAGGGCUAAAGAGUACUGCUGGUGGGAGGAAGCAAGUGUAUCGACUCAGACUGUCCCGCGUUUUCCACGCAGAUAAGGUAUUGCGGCCGUACAUUGAUUAUGAAGCCCAGGGGAAUAAAAUAUUAAUGGAAGCAGAAAAGGGGAGGUUCGCCAAGACAGAUUCUUAUUUCGCUCAUGCUGUGGUUGAACAGAAAGCUUAUUUAUUUGUUACCGACAAGAAAAUUCUGUUGAUUGGAAAAGGAGACCUGCUUGAUGACUGGGACUGCAAAUGGCAGAUUCCCUUCACGUCCUUCAAAACAGAACCAAAAUCAUCAGGGAAGUCAGUGAUAUUUACAUUGCAUUCAUCGGAUGGAAAAAGAUCGAUGUUCUCAAAGGAGAUAGCGGAACGAAGUGUAACUCUGCAAAGCGAGAGUGUUGCCAAGUGGUUUGUCGAGAAAGUUACCGAGGCAAACUCCCUAUAAAUCUCUGCGAAGGAUCAAAGGCUCUCAACUAUGCCAUCAAUUGGGGACACACUCGCAGCGCCUCGACUCAUCUGUGGAACUGUUUCAUCGAGAAAAUAAUUUGUUACGUGAAUUCAAACUAUACUUUUUGGGUUUGUGAAAUACUUUCUAUUUUGUUAUGAUGUUUCAUAAAGAAAUUUUUAUCAGUUAAACUGUAACUUUAUCUGAUCAAUUUUAAGUUUAUUUAAGUGUUGCUGAAGUAAACUUGAAUGCAGUUUUAUAAUAUUUUUAAAAUGUCCGAUUGCCCCAUUCCAGCUGGAUCGUGUCAUAUGAGUUGCCUAUGCUUAUUAUCAAGUGAUAGGCAGCCCCCCUUCAACAUAACAAUAAAAGCCUUCAUAGGUCACUAAAACUGUCUUUUCUUUACCUGGAGCUUAUUCGCCGGCUGACAGGAUUUCCAUACUUAUAUUUUAGCAACAAGCCAAACACCGACAUAAAUUUCUUCCAUUGAGCUGCAAAACAAUUUUAUUGAGCCAAAACCUCAUUUGUCACCUUAGAAUUUUUACUAAAACAUUUUAAACUUUGCGUUUGACAUGCAAAUAAUGUUUUCAUGAAAAAUGAUUCUUUUGAAACUUGUUAUGUGACGGAAAAAUCUUUUUACAAUUCCUCACUUGUUCAGAAUGACGAGUUUCAAUUUUGUUGGUUGAGAUCUUUUUAUAAGCUUCCUUGUGAGCGCAUCAUCCUAAUACCCCCAGCAUCCUGUCGUUGAGAUAAGCCCCCCCCCCUUUAUCUCCCUGUAAAAUUAAAGUAUUUCUUCGAAAAGAUCAAUUAAAUAUGCUGUGUAAAUCAAGUGACUUGUUUUGCUUCAUAAUUGCAAGUCUUUAAUAUCUUGUUAUAUUAAAUGUUUUGUGGGCAAAAAUGUUUUGAAUGGUUCAAUAUUACCCUUUUUCAAAAUUGCAUUUAUAAAGUUUUCUUUGUCACUGUAUGACAAAAUUGUCAAUGGCCAAGAAGCCGGGGGACUGGGUGCACGUGCAACCACUUCUUUGCCAAGUUCGAUGCGUGCCAAUUUUAUGGACGAAGUGCUCCUCCUUGAGAUAAAAACUGGCCUGAAAUAUGCACCAAGCUCUGACUAAUCUAUUGCUCCUUAUUGCUAACUCGAAGUUUUUUCAUUCUUUGGGGAGCUUUUUUACCGUUGAGGUGUUUCUAGGUUAGUUGUUCUGGUUUGUUGUUAAUACCUUUUUAAUCUUUACAGUCAUAGAUCGAAUGUAUCCUUCUUCCUGGCCAUCCCUAAAGCUGGUUUUAUUUAACUUUUCAUGCAUUGUGCUUUGUUAGCUUAGCUUUGCAAACUUGUACUUCUUUUAUCAAAUCAGGCGCUUUAAAUAGCAGCGGGACUCAGUGGCGGAGUUAAGGGGGGGCAACUAGGGGCAGUUGCCCCUUCCUCGACGAGUUGCAGCAAGUGUGGCGUCCCUUUUUUAGAGAUUGUGCGCCCUUUUUGAAGAAUGCGAAUCAGGUGAAAAUAUUUCUGAGACCAAUAGGUUAAUUUGCUUCAAGGAUUACUUCAACAGUUAUGUUGUUUAUUCCAAAAAAUAGAUCUGAAAUUGUUGUAUACAGCGUACUCUCGUCGACAAUUCUUUAAAAUUUUUCAGCGCCAUCACUACCAACUGCCCCUCCUUCAAGUUUGCUCUGGAUCCGCCCCUGGCGGGAUUUCAUUCGACAUAAAACUACUAACCAACAGAUCUCUCUAAUUGUAAGAGGCCACCCGGACAAAAGUAGUGGCCUUUAGAUUAAACUUCCCAUGCCCCAUGAUUGAUGUGCUCCUUUAUCACAUCGCUGUGACCCAUUAUUCCUGUGCUGCUUUCCCCUCGACCAGAGAAGUAGGUCAGAGCCCCCUUAUUAAUACUGUAAAGUAGCCAAUAUUGCUCUUGUUUUAUGCAUAAUUUUGUUGUUUUGAUUGCACUACAUUCUUGCCCUCGACAUGCAUCUGCUGUU
Messenger RNA from Rhopilema esculentum, 14333 nucleotides. Lineage: Eukaryota; Metazoa; Cnidaria; Scyphozoa; Rhizostomeae; Rhizostomatidae. The record is from RefSeq and is a predicted model, not a curated record.